ACGAGCUCGAAUGUUCUUUGUUUCGAUAUUAGUCCAUAUUAUGUGACUUGUAAGGUGUCUAACGUAGUACAAUAUUUUUCAUAAAUUGAUUUUGCAAGGAACCAAUCAAAACACACCACAUCUAGUGCAUCCAGUUUUCUGCCAUACAGUAAGAAUAAUGGCUACUGUUUGUGUGUUUAUUCUUGUAGCGGUCAAUUUAUUGUACAUUACAAUUGUGUUUGCAGGCCGAGACUUCUAUGCUAUUUUGGGCGUACCAAGAAAUGCCAACACAAAUCAAAUUAAGAAGGCUUAUCGCACUUUAGCAAAAGAGCUACACCCUGACAAAAAUCAAGAUGACCCUGAUGCAUCAAGGAAGUUCCAGGACUUAGGUGCAGCAUAUGAAGUCUUGUCAGAUUCAGAAAAGCGCGAGACGUACGAUCGGUGUGGUGAGGACUGCCUCAAGAAAGAUGGUAUGAUGAAUGGUGCUGAUCCAUUUGCUAGCUUCUUUGGUGAUUUUGGUUUCAAUUUUGGUGGAGGCUCACAUAGCCAGCAGGAGACACCUAGAGGUGCAGAUAUAGUAAUGGAUCUGUAUGUGUCAUUGGAGGAACUCUACAGUGGUAAUUUUGUAGAAAUCACUCAUAAUAAGCCAGUGAUGAAAGCAGCAAAGGGCACAAGAAAAUGUAAUUGCCGUCAAGAGAUGGUGACAAGGCACUUGGGCCCAGGUCGGUUUCAGAUGAUGCAACAAACAGUUUGCGACGAGUGUCCAAAUGUUAAAUUGGUAAAUGAAGAACGGACAUUAGAAAUUGAAAUUGAGGCUGGCAUGGUGGAUGGGCAGGAAUCAAAGUUUAUUGCCGAAGGAGAACCCCAUUUGGAUGGAGAGCCAGGGGAUCUAGUGCUAAGAAUCAAAACUAUGCCACAUGCAGUAUUUGAGCGACGUGACGAUGAUUUAUAUACAAAUGUCACUUUGUCUCUACAAGAUGCUCUUGUUGGCUUUGUAAUGGAGAUAGAGCAUUUAGAUGGGCACAUAGUUCAAGUGUCUCGUGACAAGGUGACGUGGCCGGGAGCCAGAAUACGGAAGAAAGGAGAAGGAAUGCCAAAUUACCACAAUAAUAACCUUCAUGGUACACUCUACAUAACUUUUGAUGUAGAAUUUCCAAAAUCGGAGCUCUCUGAAGAGGAUAAGAAAGCUUUAACAGAUAUCUUGAAGCAACACUCAAGCAAUAAAGUGUACAAUGGUCUUCGUGGGUUUUGACCCCAGUACUGGCUUAAAUGAUCAGAAUCGGACUUGUCGCAACCAGGCUUUAAGUUGUGUAAUAAGUGAUGACUUUAAAAUAAGAUGGGAGACUGCUAAUGAAAAGAGUGCUGACCGUGAAGCCGUUGACAAUAUGUAUUGCUUAGGUAUCCUGUGUGGUAAAUGCAACAAGUUAAGAUUCAUAGAAUAAUGUUUGUACUGCACUUCCUGGUGGGAUGUUUAAUGCUAAAUGUUUAUAUUGGAAAACUGAUGUUAUUUAUUGUUAUCUGUGAGCUUUCAUAUCCAUAUAAAUUGUUGCGUGUGGAUGUGGUUAUGUGAAAUGUCAUGUUUUAGUAUCACGGCAAUGGAUAGACUUAAAACCAAGAGCGGAUGAACUGAAAUAUACCAGGAUCGAAGUAAUGGGAAAGCCAUACUGGGAGUGAAAUAAUAGUAAUAAGAUGUAUUAGAAAUGGUUAAAAAAAAUUAAAGAAAAACAUACGAGUGAUGAAAUAAUGGGGGUGGGGGUUAAAUUAUACAAAUACAAAAAAUUAAGCUGGAAAUGAAAUAAUAAAGAAAACAUACUGGGAUUUAAGUAAUGGGCAGUCCAUGCAAUUGUGAUAACUAACUAUGUUCCAAACUUAUAUGACACAUUCUUUUAAUGUUAGGUGCUUAUUAUGUGAGAAACUUAAUUGUUCAGAUAAACUGUAAGCCUCAAAACUGGUUAUCAGUUCGCACUAUUGGGAUAUUUUGACUUAUAAACAACCGCUGGCAACAUAUUAAAUAUACUGUUUACAGGGUAUCAUUCUGUUUAGCUCAGAUAUAUGAUUUCUAUUUUAUGAAAUUAGCCAUCUGUAUGUACCUUUUCAUUUCACUGUGAGAAAAAGUAUUUCCUGUCCCAAUGAAUGAAGUGGCUACUAUUAUAAUUGUACAAACUUGUUUUAUAUAUGUGCAUAUGAAAAUAUGAAGGAUAAUAAAAUGAUUCUAAUAUUA
Zootermopsis nevadensis is the source of this 2200-nucleotide messenger RNA. It is a transcript of the gene shv, whose product is annotated as DnaJ heat shock protein family member shriveled. The record is from RefSeq and is a predicted model, not a curated record. Gene Ontology annotation, biological process: protein folding; protein maturation. Gene Ontology annotation, molecular function: misfolded protein binding. Gene Ontology annotation, cellular component: endoplasmic reticulum. Lineage: Eukaryota; Metazoa; Arthropoda; Insecta; Blattodea; Termopsidae.